Molecule: messenger RNA, 1971 nt
Organism: Aspergillus terreus NIH2624
Lineage: Eukaryota; Fungi; Ascomycota; Eurotiomycetes; Eurotiales; Aspergillaceae
Exons: 1
Coding region: 1-1971 (656 amino acids)
Molecular function (GO): phosphatidylinositol binding
Source: RefSeq, a predicted model, not a curated record
AUGGCCCCCUCCUUCUGGGAACGCACCAAAGGAACCUCCAAGAAAGGAUUCGACAAAGCAUGGCAUACUCUCGACAAACUCGAAGGCCCCGUCAACCGGCUAUCCUACCGGGUCGGCGCUGAGGCCUUCUGGCCCAUGAAUCUCGAACGCGAAAACGAAAAGGCCGCCCGCAUCCUCCGCAGCUUCUGCAAGGAUGGCUUCUAUGCCAACGAAGAGGUCGAGGAGGAAGUCGUCGAUAGUCACGGCAAGAUCAGUCGUCCCAAGGGGAAACAGCGCGUGCUGAAGAAGAUCCCCAGCGAGGUCAUCCGCCGUGCCAAGGGUCUCGCCAUCUUCACCACGAUGCGCACCGGUCUGUGGGUGAGCGGCUCCGGGGGCAGCGGUGUCCUUUUAGGCCGUAUUCCCGAAACAGGCGAAUGGAGUCCCCCGUCCGGCAUCAUGAUGCACACCGCCGGCGUCGGCUUUCUGGCCGGCGUCGAUGUCUACGACUGCGUGCUCGUCAUCAACACCUACGAAGCGCUCGAGGCGUUUAAGAAGGUCCGCUGCACGGUAGGCGGAGAGGUCAGCGCCUCCGCCGGCCCGUUCGGCAUGGGUGGUGUGCUCGAGUCGGAGGUCCACAAACGCCAGGCCCCCAUCUGGACUUAUAUGAAGAGUCGCGGGCUCUACGCCGGCGUUCAGAUCGAUGGCACGAUUGUCAUCGAGCGCACUGACGAGAACGAGCGCUUCUUCGGCGAGCGCAUUUCCGUCGUCGACAUCCUCGCCGGCAAGGCGAAACACCCUCCCGCUUCCAUCAAGACCCUGAUUGAAACCGUCAAAGCCGCGCAAGGUGACUCCGAUGUGGACGAGAGCUGGGUGAUCCCGCCGGGAGAGACCCCCGGCGACAUCGAUGCGCAGGCACUGUCAAACCAGACAUUUGGCAUCCCCGCCGCGGACGACCCCGAUCCGUACGGCGUCAAGGCCCUCGAAGCAGAGGGCCUCUUCAUCCGGGAGGCCGGCACCAAGACGCGGCCCCCGAUAGAAACCUUCGAAUUCAGACCCAACCCCAGCAGCCCGGUGUACGCGACUUUCCGCCGUAGUGUCGACAGCUCCCCACGCAACAGCUGGCGACACAGCGUGCAAAGCUACGUCAGCAUGGACCGCGGCACGCAAACCGACGACGGUCCGAUGACCGCCCCAACAUCCAUCAGCCGUGCUUCCUCGCGAAGCAACCGCGACUUUACGAUCAACCCCUGGGACAAUGAAGACAGUCGCUGGGAAACCGUCAUUCCCGAGCGCAAAGAGAGCUACGUUUCGGGCCAUGACGCCGGCGCGGACGACGCACUCGGCUACGACGACUACGAAGACGUCGAGAUCCACGAAAUCAGCAGCGCCCGCGUCUCGAAACGCGACAGCGCCGGCAGCUCUGCAUCGCCGGUCUCCACGGACCACCCGGCCAGCGCCUUCGAACCGAAGCGUCAGUCGCCCACCUUCACCCGGGCCCGACUGGUCACCAUCCCCAAGCGCACGCCUCCCGCUCUCCCGCCGCGCAACCCCCAGCGUCCAAUCGAUACCUCCACUCCCGUCUCCCCUGUCUCCCCUGUCUCAGUCCCUUCCUCCCCCGCCGCGGAACGGUCGAAUUCCAGGGCCGACGCUCUCGCCGAGCUCCCCCUCCACCCUGAGAACGAGACUAGCGCCUCGUCGGCAGAGGACGCCCCCAAGGCCGCUGCAGAAAAGGACGAGUUCCACUCGAUAUCGAGCGCGCAUUCGUCCGACUCCGAGUCGGACACCGAUCUCAGCACGAAAGAACACACCUCUGUGUCGGACGCCGUGCCGCCCCAUGCCGGGACGGACGCCGCAGUUGGCACCGAGACGCCCCCCUCCAAGGCGGAAGAGACGCCUUCCGAACAGACGAAGCCCGAGCUCGAAGCCGAGCAAGCAAAGCCCGUCGCAGACCGCGAGAACGCCCACGCCGCUGUGGAGCCUCAACCUGCAUGA